This is a messenger RNA of Notolabrus celidotus (New Zealand spotty), 3838 nucleotides long. RefSeq names its product vestigial-like family member 4a (gene vgll4a). The coding region runs from base 430 to 1215 and encodes 261 amino acids. Lineage: Eukaryota; Metazoa; Chordata; Actinopteri; Labriformes; Labridae. The record is from RefSeq and is a predicted model, not a curated record. Gene Ontology annotation, molecular function: transcription coactivator binding. The transcript has 6 exons. Gene Ontology annotation, biological process: negative regulation of DNA-templated transcription.
UAUUGUGCUUACUGACUUGUUAAGUAGUAGUGAAUCUUGAAUCUUGUAUCUUAUGCAGCGGUAUGAAGCUAAUUUAGAGGUAUUAUUUGUUGUAUUGCUAACAUGAAUAUGUCAUAACAGUUCAAUCCAAUUAUAUAAAUCGUAAAGAAUGAAAUGUAACUAGCUGGGAGUCGUUUAGAGCAGAUCUACAUCUAUCAGCUGGCUCUCUUCGCCUCGUCUCCGCUAGGGUCGCUCGGCCUCCUUUUGUGUGAGGUCGGUGGGAAAGUGCGUGGAUCGUGGAUCGUGGAUCGUGGAUGAAGGCAAGCUGGGCUAGCCGAGGUGAUGUUGUAGCUGUAAAGCAGAUAUUUGAUCUUUAAAGUUGGGAUAUUUUGUUGCUCCUGCUGAUCUACCUUGCUAACGUCGAUGUUAGCAACAAGCCUGUUAGUGUAAAUGCGUUUCACUAGAAUGGACCUGUUGAACUCUCAGUUCCUGGACAAGAUGAACAACAACAUCGGGAGAAUUUACUAUGAAGAUGAGUCCAGGACACCCUCCCUUCCCACUGCUAUGUCCAACAUAACUGGGCCUCCUCCACACUGCCCAAGCAAACGGAAGUAUGGGGAAGAACAAAUGGAUGAAAGAAUCAACUGCGAUGAAGACCCCAUGACCAAAAUGAGCAGAUUGUUCACCUCUCAGUUGGCCCGCCCUUCUGCUGGAGACAACCGCAACGAGCACUGGAGCCUCAGUCACACUCCUGUGGAGCACAUCACUUCCUCUUCCAAUGGCCUCCAUGAGAACCACCUGUAUGCUUCUGUUUCUGGCUACGCUGUUGACCGGCCUCUGGCUCUGACCAAAAGCAGCCAUGACAUUGGAGCAGAAGGCAGAGAGAGGUCCGUCGUGAGCGGGGCCGUAGAACGGCAGCAGAAUCGUCCGUCUGUCAUUACCUGUGCUCCUGCAAGCAACCGAAAUUGUAACCUAUCGCACUGCCACAUGAAUGGCUGCACACCCAGCCCUGCUACUGAUCAAAGGAAGUCCAACGCCAACACUGUAAGAGAUCCUGUGAUUGAGGAGCACUUCCGUCGCAGCCUGGGAAAAAACUACAAAGAGGCAGAGCCUGAGUCCAACUCUGUGUCCAUCACAGGUUCAGUGGAUGACCACUUCGCCAAGGCACUCGGAGAUGCCUGGCUCCAGCUCAAGUCCAAGGAAGGGGGCCGUCAAACCCCAGAGGAAGACCAAUGAAGCACGGGGGGGGGGGGGGGGGGCAUUCUAAAAACUUCCCUAGGGUUUGCAUGCGAGAGUGACAAUUGUUUGCUGUCAACUCUUGCCAAGCAUCAACUUCCCAUAGCCAUGAACAAUAGAAGACAUAUGGUGCUCACCGUGGCUGCUCUCUUUUUGACCUCCAGGUCGGUCUUUAAAUUGUACACACAGCAUAUCUCAUUUGGAGGUAGAACAAAAAAAGUGUGUCAUUUGGAUGACAAUGUUACUUCUGGAAACUGUACAAUCAUAGAUUUGAUUUUCUAUUAGUAAUGAAAUACACAGAGUAGUCGGUUGUUGGAUUAAUGUUUUGUUUUACCUGCCUUGAUAGCCAAAGAAAUUCUCUCUUUCCACUUAAAAGCCAUAGAUCAGAUCUUUAUUAUUCCCAUGAUAAACCACACUUCCUUUUACUUUAAGAGGACAGCUGGGUCUGACACAGGACUUCCACCAGAUCCGUGUCUGGUCCGUCUCCGAUCCGUCUCCGUGCUCUCUCGUCCAUCAACACCGACCGGUUGCGUUUUUGAAACGCAGCACAGAUCAGGACCGCCGGACAGCUGGAGUCAUGUGGCCGAGGUUUUCACCGCAGUAAUUACUGAAUCAAUGAUUCUCCUCCUCCUCUCCUCAUACAUGUUGUUUUUAUGGUCCUCGGAAAACCUCUGACCUGUUGACUCCAGAACUGGCUCCGCUCUAAAUCACAUUUUGUUGUCAUAGUUAAGUUAAAACGAUCUGGUGUUUUAUUCUGAAAAUUAACCAGAUGUUUUCAUUUUGUUUUGGUGCCUGACUUCCUGUCCCGCUCCAUCUGCUCUGUGCUGAAUUGAUGCGUCGUGCUCUGGCAUCCGGCAAAAAUAGUAGUCUUGCGUAUCUGCUCCGUUGCGUUCCGACCUGCCGGAUCAGAGACGCAGCCGGAACGCAACGGAGCGGAUCCAAUAGAAGUUAAAACAUUGACUAGAAUAGAAACCUAUCAGAUCUGGUGCCCCGACGGGUCUGAGACGGACCGGAGACGGAUCUGGUCGGAUUUGGCCUUGAUUCUCACUCUUUUGUUUUCUGACCCUUUAGGGUAGCAGGUUACCUGUCUCAGUUGGAACAAAUGUGUACAACAAGUGUCUUUAGUUUUCCCCCCUGCGUUGUAAAGACGCUAGACUAACCUGGCUUCUUUAUAAACCUGAACUGGACUUGUCCUCUGUUAACUGAAAACUCUGUGUCCUGACUAUAUGCUCACUGAGGCUGAUUUCUUAGUACACUAAUAUCAAUUAUAGUAGAUUUGUCUAACUAGACGGCAUGUUUCAAAUAGCUGGGUUCUAUUACAAACCUUAUUCUAUACUAUAUAUGUACUCAGAAUUUAUUUUUUAUCUGUUACAUUUUAGAAAUACUCACUGCUGGUACAGUCGUACUCAAUAUAUUUUUUGUAUCCUGUUUUCAAUACCAUAUGUAGGUGUGUAUUUUAGCAUCUCUACAACUCACAGCCUCUGGCAAGGUUGUGUGAAUGCAGUUUAAAUGACUAUCGCUUUGUUACUCGGUGGAGCUGGAUGCUACGGCUUUAAACACGACUGAAGAGAGCUGAAUCCGACCUUCUGGAGCACAGUCUAUUAGCAGCAGCUUUAUUUAUUCUGAAACAGGUUAGCAGUUUGUUGCCUUUUGGCAGAUCGUGGAAACAUUUUUUUUAAAGAUUCUUCCAAGGAUGAUGUCAUCUCUGUACUAAUAAAGCCGGUGGUUUUUCCCAUAAAUUAAGAUUUGAUGCACAUGCAAUAUUAUUAAUCCACAUUCCACCAUGACCGACUGACACGUAUCGGCCACUCCAGUUGUAUUUGGUGAAUGCAACUGAUUUUUUUUUUUAAUUUAGGCGGUCCCUCGGUGUGACCUGCCAGAAUCUCUGAUAUAGAGAAAAUGUGUUAGUGAGUCACAAAGUAUUCUGUAUAGUACAGUUUUUGUUUAAAUUGAUCUCACCCUUCUUAAAAUCUCUACUGACUGUAGUAGUAGUUAACAUUUUGUUAACACUGAUUAAGAAUGGUAACGGUAUGUGAAAGCAUAUACAUUUUUAUUAAUAUUCUGCAUUUCUUAAGUUGUUAAAUACACUAUCCUGUCUUUAUAUUUUAUUUUACUUCUAAGACUAUCAUUGCGCCGCGCGGAAUGAUCAUAGAUAUUUUGUUUCUAUACAGAGAAGUGUAUCCAUAUGUAACAUGGGUGUUCAUUAUCUUACAACGGUUGAUUAUCUUCCCUAUUUUUCAGCUGAUUAUAACGUGCAGGAACACAACAGUCUUUUGAUCAAAGACUCUCUUGGUGCAGUGAAAGGAAGACGUUUGUGUUAACACUUUAAAGAGUUCGUUUAACUUUCUGUUUGUAUCAUAGUUGAAUUUAGGGUUUGUGGUGAAGUCUGCUUGUUUGACACAAGUAGAUCUCUCAGUCAUAUUGUUUGGGGUAUUAGUCUGUUAUUUAAUUUUGAUAUUUCGACUACCUGUAUCUCAAAGACUGUUUAUGGAAAGGUCAUCCAAGUGUUCAUUCAAAUAGAAAUAAAACAACCAUGUUCACUUUUGUCUAUUUCUCUGGAAGAAAAUGCCACUGUUUUAUACUGAAAUUCUUCUAAAUAAACUUACAGACGUGCACAUUUGCA